Molecule: messenger RNA, 3664 nt
Organism: Salmo salar (Atlantic salmon)
Lineage: Eukaryota; Metazoa; Chordata; Actinopteri; Salmoniformes; Salmonidae
Source: RefSeq, a predicted model, not a curated record
AACUAAUUUAUAUUUAACAUUAUUGUUUAAAACACAUUUCGAUGUCCCGUUAUUAAAACAUUUACUGAUUGUAUCUUUUAUUUAAUUUAUCCACCUUGGCAGACCACUAGAACAAAAAAAGAAGCCUUAAUUCCUCCUAUGAAAAGGGGAGGGUAAGAUCAGAGAAACUGAACGCAUCUUGCAACAGGCAAAAUACACUAUAAUUUCUGAUAUUGUGGUCAAGUAAAAGGAGGACUUUUAUUUUGAAGCUAUUCCCAUUGUUAGAGCAGUCACUCGACGAUCUUGUCAAACAAUCUUUGCCCUCUUGAACUAGCUGAAAGACUUCCUGUUAGCAACCAGCUCGGGUACGUUUGUGUCUGGUUACCAAAACGGAUACGAAUGGUCUUGCUUUGCUGACUGUGAACGUUGUUAUGGUGUUUAAAACGAGUAUUCCUCGAAAUAAACAAGGGGACAAGCCAGCUGGCCACUUUGUGCAUACGAACUGUCUUGUUAGCGUGUAGCUAGCUAUGCUUCAAGCUAUCCACCGAACGUUUUAUAACGGCAUCUAGCUAAAUAGCUAACUUUACAGUACGUAGCAAGCUAACGUAAUGCUAGUUUUGAUUCUGUAUUUUUGCUAAUCCUCUUGACUAGCUAACAUUAGCUAAAAUUCUUUAUCUCGCUUUAGCGUUAGCUGGCCAGUUGAUUUUAAGAUGAGCAAGCAACUUACAUUUAUUGUUGAGCACCUGAAUAAAGACCCCUUCAAGAAAAACGUUAACCUGAUCACCUUCGACUCACUGGGGCCAAUGCAACUGCUGGAGAUUCUCAACGAUGUUCUGGCUGAAAUUGACCCUAAGCUAUUGAUAUCCGUGAAGAAAUGCCUGACCAAACAGCAAAGAGAAUGUUCACUUUGCUAGGGAUGUUGAAAUACAAACCACCUGGGAAUAUGUCUGAUCUGAGCAGUUUCAGACAGGGCCUGGUGACUGGUAGUAAGCCUGUGAUUCACCCUAUCCUUCACUGGCUGCUGCAGAGGAUCACAGAGCUGAAUAAGAGAGCUUACCUGGCUCGCUUCCUGGUUAAGCUGGAGGUGCCUGCAGAGUUCCUGCAGGGUGGUGUCAUCACUGACACCUGUCACCAGUAUGAAGAACUAAUGGAAGGAUUCAAGACCUACCAUAAGGAGUGUGAGCAACUGAAGAGCUCUGGCUUUUCCACUGCAGAGAUCAGUGGAAAAGUGGACAUUGGUGCUAUGGAAGAGGAGAAGGACCAGCUGAUCAAGCGAGUGGAGCUGCUGAAGAAGAGGAGGCUUGAAGAGGAGAUCAAGUUCAACUCCUACAUGGUGUCUGACAAACUGCCCAAGGAGCUGGAGAGUAAGAGGCGGAUGGUGCAGUACCUGCAGAAUUUUGUCCAGAUUCGAGAAAACAACAUUGAAAUAAAUCCGCUGAUUGACAAAAGAAUAAUGCGAAAUGACCCCAUGGAUGAUAAACUGUCUCUUCAGGCAGCAGGUGAGAACAGUCAAGCACGAGACCUGGAGGGAGACGAGGUCAUCCGGGGAGACGAGUUCAAACGUUUUGUCGGGAAACUGCGCAGCAAGGGGACGGUAUUCAAGAAGAAGAGGCAGGAGAUUACCGAGCUGAGCACGGUCCUGCAGCGGACAGAGGAGAUCCUAAAACAGAGGCGUGAGGUCAGCCAACAGCAACUGCAAUCCAUGGAGGCACAGAAGCGGGUCUCUGGGUACAGUGAUACUCAGGAGGAACUGGAGAGGGUGUCGGCCGUCAAGGGUGAACUGGACGAGAUGAAGGCACGCUCGCUGGAUGACGAGUCUGAAAUGGUGAAGGAACUGAACUCGAUGAUAGAGGAGAAGAAGUCUGCCCUUGCACCGACCAUGAAGGAACCGAGGCCUUUGAGACAGCAGCGUCAGGAGCUAACUCAAGAGUAUGAGGAAAAGAAGACCAAGUAUGACAGCUGUGCUGCAGGUCUGGAGAGUAACCGAUCCAAACUGGACCAGGAGGUGAGAGCUCUGAGGGAGGCGAACUCGGAGGAAAACGUAUACCACUACAUCAACUGCAUGAAAGAGAUCAUUGAGUUGCAAAUGCAGCAAGCAGCAGAUGAGAUGAAGGCCCCUGAUCCGCAAGAGAGGAGGAAAACCAUCAGGAGACAGUACAUGAAGAACGUUGCAGAGCAGGAGUCCCUGGGCAAGAAGUUGCGUGAGCAGCAGAAGGCGGUGAGGGAGAGCCACAGGCCCAACAUGAAGCAGGUGAAGAUGUGGCUCGACCUGGAGCAGCUGAUGGUGUGCAAGCUUGGGUGCUUCCUGAGUGCCCAGAGCCAGGCCUCCAUUGGUCAGGUCAUCCAGGAGGGCGGUGAGGAUAGGCUGGUGCUGUGAGAAUGAGGAGACUGUCAACGCAGGGCUAACUCUGGUACACUAAGCUCUACCACAAUGACCAGGACUUCUCACUCAUCUCACUACUGUACUUCAUUCUCCAGUUAUAGUUCAUCAGUCUGUCUCGCUUUUUAUCUAUUUUAGGUGAGAUGAUUACUUUUCAUCUCUUAAUGUAAUCAAAACAUCUCUGCUUUCAUUGCCUAAAGUUAAAAGGAUUCAAUUUAACCAAUCUGUGUUAAUCCUGGUUUAGUUAGCUAGUUAUGUUCUCUGUGAAUAAUCCCAAAGUAGGAUUUAGUUCCAUUAAACAGAUUUUUCUUCUGUGAGGAGCACCUUCCCGGUGACGAUAUUGUGAGAGGUGCCUGAUGAAUCCAGAACUGAAAGAACACAUGAUCCAGAAGGUGUCUGACAGAUAAGAGGUUUAACUCUCUGGCUCUCUGACUUCAAACAAAUCCUCAGCCUCCAUAUUUUUUGACACAUCUUUAAGAAUACAGCUCCAAUCUAUAUGUCUAAAGAUAACCGCGUACAAAGUGUUGCACUUGGGACGCAGCUGCACUCCGCUAUUUUGGGAAACAACUGCCAUGACCUUGGGCCGAGGAGCUUGCCUUUUUUGGAAAUCAAUUGGACCUCUGUUGAUAUAACAGGACAGUGCAGGGUGAACUGGUCCAGCAUUAUCAUCUUGCAUAUUGUACCAUGGCCAAGUCUAUACCCAUUUUAACACUUAAAAUGUAACAACUACAUUUUUUACAUAUCAUAUUAGCUACAUAAUAUCCUUUUGUACUUCUCAUUUGACUUUGUUAAUACAAAUAUAUGCUUAAAACAAUACUUUAAGAUAAUCAAUAUUUGGUCAUAAUUCUGUCUGACUAGUCACAGACAUCUAAAGGUGAUGGAUAACAGUGAAUGAUAAAUCAAACUGACAGGUUAACUGUCGUCCUUAGAAUAUACCUCUCCUAUUCACAAAUCACUCAUUCUGAAUACCUCUGUCUAUAAAUGCCGCCGUGAAUAAGGGGACAUGUCACUCGCCGUGCCCAUGCCUUAGCUUUGGCUGUAGUGAAGCAUAACUCAAUAUUCUGCUCACAGCCACAGUUAGUGCCAGAUGGAUCAAGAGUGAAUUCUAGAAGGCUACUUGACUGGGAACUGAUUGGCAUAGAAUUAUAACUGAACAACAGGAUUGGCGGUGUGCCACUGGAGGCCUCAUUAAGAAGUGUCAACAGAUGAUAAAUGCCAGUCCUGUUUUAAAGAGCUGACAAUAAUGCCCCCUAAUAAAUACAGUGGGGUGUCAUCUAGUGGCCUUCGCUGACAUCCUUCACACCA